Thelazia callipaeda (thelaziosis nematode) is the source of this 744-nucleotide messenger RNA. NCBI's taxonomy places the organism in Eukaryota, Metazoa, Nematoda, Chromadorea, Rhabditida, Thelaziidae. The record is from the annotation of a GenBank genome assembly.
AUGAAGUAUAGACAUAUAUAUGGUGGUUUGCUAUCAGGAUCAAGAUUCCCAGGAGCUAAAGACAUCGAGAUUCGCAAUGUUUUCAUCCAAGUACAAGAAACUCCAAAUCCAGCUACCCUGAAAUUUAAUCCUGGUAGAGCAGUUUUGGGGAAGGGUAAAGGGACAUUGGAUUUCUUUAACUUUUCGUCUGCAAAAAAAAGUCCGUUGGCAAUGAAAUUAUUUCGGAUUGAUGGAGUGAAAAGCAUUUUAUUUGGUAGCGAUUAUAUUACUAUAACAAAAAAAGAUGAAAGUGAUGAAUGGGCAGUACUUAAGCCCGAAAUUUUCGCGAUACUUAUGGAUUAUUUUCAAUCUGAAAAACCGAUUGUAAAUGAAGGUGAAAUACCGGAAAAUCCUAAAGAUACAGAAAUACAACCCGAAGAUAGUGAUACGGUAGCAAUGAUUAAGGAACUUCUUGAAUGUCGUGUUAAGCCAAUGGUACAAGAAGAUGGAGGCGACGUUGUUUUCAAGGGUUAUUAUGAUGGUGUGGUUCAUCUUAAGAUGCAGGGGUCAUGUACAGGAUGCCCAAGUUCAUCUGUAACUCUUCAGUCUGGGAUCAAAAACAUGUUACAGUUUUAUGUACCGGAGAUAAGAGAUGUUGUGGAAGUAAAAGAUGAAGUUGCUGAUAGUAUUGAAAAAUCCGCUUUUGAUGAUUUGUUGAAUCAAAUCAAAGUAAAAGAAAAUCCAAACAAACCGAAGUGCGAAUAA